AUUUUUACAGGGUUUUCUAUUCUCACUGAUGGUGUCCGUCGCUCUGGCUUACAGCGAUCAAAAUUUUGAACCUGGACAGGUGUCCGUUCUGGAUUCAGAGCAUUCUAACCUCACACAAGAACAAAAAGAUGCGAAGUUUGGCAGAGAACAACCAUCGGAGGAUAUAGGACAAGAUCCUUCAAGCAACCGAUUGCCUUCCAACUGUCCUGAUCAUGAAGUGAAACCUCCAUGUCCAGGAGUAGACUACGCUCUUUACGGUUUUAAUAGUCUAAAGGGAUCACCACUAGCAUCAGGUGUUGAUCCUGGAUUUACUCUUCCAAUAUUCAAUGCUGAAUAUAACUCAGGCUCUGUAACCCCCGACUGUCGUUACACAAUGCCUCAUGGUGUAGUUCUUGCACCUGACAUAUCAUGUGUACCCUCCUUCAGGUCAGAGGUCGUUCAGACGCCGUACGACUUGACCAAGUUCAUGGGUCGAACAGCAAGACUUGAUGAUGGUGGUUGGGGACCUCCAUUUGUUGCCAGCCUUUCCUUUCAGGAAACCGUUGCUGAGCUUAGACAGAAAGUCUUUAUCAUGUCAACAGCAUCCUGCAGCGCAUAUCGUGUUUCACGUCUGCAACUGGAACCGCCGGCUUUUCAUUCAAUGUUCCUUGAGUGGAUCCUAAGACUUAAUAAUACAAGUGAUGAGAACACCUACCUGGAGUUCCUUGACACAUACGGCACACACUUUGUGUCGCAAGCACGUCUUGGAGCCUCGCUAACAAUGGUGCACAAAAUGGAAAACAACAUUUACAUGCAGCAUGAAGAAGAUGAAUUUACGGCUGCUGCAAGCUAUUCCUCCAUUGCACUCCUAGGGCACACCGAGACCUUGACCCCCGAUCAAAAGAAAAAAACAGACGAGUUUCUAAAUAAGGUAGAAACAAUACCGAUUGGUGUUGGAGUCUCUCCCCCUUCUGGAGCUAACAGCUUGUCGUGGCUCACAGCAGUUAAGGCUGACCCUAUUGCCAUCAACUAUGACCUAACUUCAAUUGAUACCUUGUUUUCAGAAAGGUUCAUGGGUGGAUCGAGUCCUUUACAAAGCUUUUCAAUUGACUACGUGACAAUCAAAAGUCAAAUCAUAAGUAUUAAGGAAAGAUAUUGUCCAUCUUUAAAACAAAGAGGUCAACUUUCUGACUGUGAAGAUCCAACGCCUGGAUUUAGUCUGCGUAGUACGAGGUUAGUAGGUGAUGCCGAGCUAAAAGCUACUGUGUCUACUGAACAGUGCAUGGAAGAAUGCUCUAGACGUCCAAGAUGUGUUGCCCUCAGCUUUUGUUCUUAUUGUCAGAGCAACGAGAAUGGACCAAAUUUUGUCAACUAUUCGAAGAGAAUAACAUACGCAGCGUUGCAAAGGACUCACGAUGGCAAACUACCAUCUUGCUAAACAGAAUACACACACUGUUGAAUUUAAAGAAUAUGACUGCUAUUACUGAUCUCACAUCUGAGAGUCGCAUUGUAUCUACGAGGUACGGUUGUUAUACCUCUUGUCUCGAUCACGACUUGUGUCUUGCCUUCACACUCUACAACACCAAUGGGACAACUCUCAAGUGCACAUGCCACAAAGGGUCACUUCUAUCCUUGAACAAGGAACCGAGUUCAGACCUGUAUUUCAUUUCUCCACGCGCAAAGAGCAUUUUGAGAGAUGAGAAAAAGACAUCCCUUGCACCAUCCUUCUUUUUAAAGGACUGGCUCGUGGCAGACUGCACCAGCGAUAACGACUGUCCUCAGAAGAACGUUGUGUGCUUUAAAGACAGAUGCCUUUGUCUACCAGGUUUCUUUUUUUCAACACGUGAUAACACUUGUAUUGCAACAUGCAGCACAGCCGACCUACAGAAUACCUUCAUGGAGUAUCCGGAGAGCGGAAUAAGGGGACAUAACAUCGCUGUACUGGAUGGACUGACUAUAGAAACGUGCAAGAAACUUUGUAUCACGACUAACAGCUGUCUAACAGUUGAUUUUAGAGCCAAGGGAGGGCGCUGCCUGCUGCAUGACGUCACAUCGCUAACAGCCCAGGUAGCCUGGUAUCCUCACACCAGUAGAGGCUGGACCCACUACCAGAGAACCUGCAUGGACUCUUCAGACUCGUAUCCUGGACCACUGUGGUACAACUCACCGUGUCGCAACAAAGUAGACUGUCCUGACCCCAACAGCUGGUGUCUGUUGGGAAGAUGUGGAUGCGUGGCUGGCUUUUCUUUGGACAUAAAUGACAUGUCAUGUGGUUUAGAAUCCUGCCGUGACUGGCAGAGGAGAGGUGUAAAGUCUGGUGUAUACAGUGUCAUUACGGCGGGUAUCUCGACAAAAGUUUGGUGUGACAUGGACCACGGUGGCGGAUGGUUGGUUUUCCAAAGACGUCUUGACGGUUCGGUAGACUUUUACCGGAAGUGGACGGACUAUGAGCAAGGUUUUGGUGACGUCACCGGAGAGUUUUGGCUUGGAUUAUACAAGAUUCACAAACUUACACAAGGCAGACCUCAUCGACUCCGUGUUGACCUCAUGGAGGUGAGUGGAGAACGUCACUAUGCUGAGUACUCGGCAUUCAAUGUGGGCGGUCCUGAUACAAAAUACCGACUCCAGGUCUCUGGUUAUUCAGGUGACGCAGGUGACAGCCUAAAAGUACAUAACAACCAAGGUUUCACCACACACGACCAAGACAAUGACAAUUACACUACCGCUAACUGCGCGGUAUAUUACCACGGCGCCUGGUGGUACAGAAAUUGUCACGACUCCAACCUCAACGGACGUUACAAGCAUGACGGGGCCGUUGGUUAUGACGGCAUUGCAUGGUAUUAUGCCAAUAAUGAUAACAGAGGCUUCAUUUUCUCGGAGAUGAAAUUCAAAGCAGUGUGA
Molecule: messenger RNA, 2880 nt
Organism: Pomacea canaliculata
Lineage: Eukaryota; Metazoa; Mollusca; Gastropoda; Architaenioglossa; Ampullariidae
Product: fibrinogen gamma chain-like
Exons: 9
Coding region: 1288-2880 (530 amino acids)
Source: RefSeq, a predicted model, not a curated record